Molecule: messenger RNA, 1444 nt
Organism: Pseudopipra pipra
Lineage: Eukaryota; Metazoa; Chordata; Aves; Passeriformes; Pipridae
Gene: PLPP1
Product: phospholipid phosphatase 1
Exons: 6
Coding region: 259-1113 (284 amino acids)
Biological process (GO): phospholipid dephosphorylation; signal transduction; phospholipid metabolic process
Cellular component (GO): plasma membrane
Molecular function (GO): phosphatidate phosphatase activity
Source: RefSeq, a predicted model, not a curated record
CCGCCAGCCCGCCCUUCCCUCCAGCCCGGCCCCGCCGCCCUCCCCCGGCCGCCUUAAAGCCGUGCCGGGGCCGUGACGGCGGUAGUAGCGCAGUGCGACCGGCGGCGGCUCCUUGGCGGUGCCGGGAGCGCGGGGGGGGCACGAUCCGUCGCAGCGCCGCGCCUGGAGCCCCUCCCUCCCUCCCUCCCUCCCUCCCUCCGUGCCGCUGCCGCGCUCCCGCCGCGCGGGCCGACGCUGUCACCGCCGGGCGCCACCAGCAUGUUUGACAGGACGCGGCUGCCCUUCGUGGCGCUGGACGUGCUCUGCGUGCUGCUGGCUGGCUUACCCCUUGGUGUUCUAAACUUGGCCAAAAUAAAACCGUAUCAGAGAGGCUUUUUCUGUAAUGAUGACAGCAUCAAGUAUCCGUUCCAUGACAGUACCAUCACAUCCACUGUCCUCUACACAGUGGGGUUCACCCUGCCCAUUUUCUCUAUAAUCCUAGGAGAGACACUCUCAGUUUUUUACAAUAAUUUGCACUCAAAUUCAUUUGUCAGAAAUAACUACAUAGCCACUAUUUACAAAGCCAUUGGAACCUUCAUUUUCGGAGCAGCAGCUAGCCAGUCGUUGACAGACAUUGCCAAGUACUCCAUAGGUAGACUGCGUCCUCACUUCCUUGCUGUCUGCAAACCCGACUGGACACGAAUCAACUGUAGUCUGGGUUACAUUGAGAACUUCACUUGUCAUGGGGAUAAAGCAACAAUCAACGAGGGAAGACUGUCAUUUUACUCUGGCCAUUCUUCGUUCUCCAUGUACUGCAUGCUCUUUGUAGCACUUUACCUUCAGGCCAGAAUGAAAGGGGACUGGGCAAGACUUGUACGUCCUACUAUACAAUUUGGUCUCAUUGCUGCAUCUAUCUACGUGGGUCUCUCACGUGUUUCUGACUACAAGCAUCACUGGAGUGAUGUUUUAACAGGACUCAUCCAGGGAGCAGUGGUAGCUGUGCUCAUUGUUGUGUAUGUGUCUGACUUCUUCAAAGUGAGAGGAUGUACAUUUCAACCAAAAGAAGACUCCCAUACAACCCUACAUGAGACCCCAACAAAUGGAAAUCAUUUUGGCAGCAAUCAUCAACCAUGAAGAAUGACCCACAUCACCUGUCUUGCUCUGAAAGAAAACAACUUCACAAGUUUAACUAUGUAAUAUAAGUAAAUGCCUUUAAGGGACUGCUGCUGCUCUUGGAUGCUCACUUUACCUGUAUAUAGUAACAUCUGCCACAGUUAUUGUAUAUCUAAACUUAAAAUUUCUGUUGGUUAUAGCUCUCACUUAAAAAGAAAAAAGCUAUUCCAAUUGUAAAUUUUUAUUGAAAAACAGUAACAAGUUAUAUUACAUACACUGCUGUUUGUAUAUGCCUUGUUGAAACAACUAUGGUUUAAGUACACACCAUUAAAAGAAAUUACUUGACAUGGAA